Molecule: messenger RNA, 657 nt
Organism: Aspergillus nidulans FGSC A4
Lineage: Eukaryota; Fungi; Ascomycota; Eurotiomycetes; Eurotiales; Aspergillaceae
Exons: 2
Coding region: 1-657 (218 amino acids)
Source: RefSeq, a predicted model, not a curated record
AUGCCCGACCAAGAACCCGCUGUCCAAACACCAUCACAACCAGCACCAACACCACAAACCCAAGCCGAACUCCAACUCCAACACACAACCGCUACCAUCCCUAACCGCGAUGCCGACUUUGCCCGGUUCAAAAACUACGCCGCCUACACUUUUCUUUUUGGCGCACCUAUACUGAUCGCCCUUCCGCCCCGAAAACUAGACCACCUCACCGUCCUACUCACCGGCGCAUUUGCCGCCUCGGCAAACCAUAUCACCCGCGAACGAACGGGCCGGAGUAUUCUCGAUCGGUUAGAAUCGCGCAUCUCGCGUACCAGUUUACAUAACCCGUCCCUGCCGAGUGAGAAAGCACGCGAAAUCCAGGCGCGCAUCCGUGCCGAGAGGGAGAAGCGGAUGGGUCAGGAGGGUGUGCCGAAAGAGGAGAUGGAGAUGCUGAAAGCGAGGCGGGAUCAGGAUCGCGGUAUGCUGCAGACGCUCUGGAUGGGCGAUGAAGAGAAGGGUUGGAAGGAGAAAAGGAUUCAGGAGGAGAGGGAGGCGCUUGCAGCGGGGAAGGGGUAUGGGGACUUGAUCCGCGAGCAUAUUUGGGAUGUCUGGACUUGGGGAGGGAAGGAUGGGGUACAAAAUGACAAAGACCAGAGAGUUGGCGUUGCGGUGGGAUAA